Meloidogyne enterolobii is the source of this 230-nucleotide messenger RNA. The record is from the annotation of a GenBank genome assembly. Lineage: Eukaryota; Metazoa; Nematoda; Chromadorea; Rhabditida; Meloidogynidae.
UCGUUUUUAGAUGUUUUUGUAUGUUUUGUUUAUGUUUUUCUCCAUCACUUGUUUUCUUGUUUUUCCUUUAUGUUUCUCAUGUUGUUCUUAUAUUUUCGUGUUUGUUUUUGUAUUUUAAAUAUUUUUCUUUUAAUGUUUUUGUUCUCAAUUUUUGUACAUGUUUUUGUUUGUUUAUUUCUUCAUUAUUUUUCUUUUCUAAAAUUGUUUGUUUUGUGUUUUUAACUGUUUAA